Molecule: messenger RNA, 4644 nt
Organism: Cebus imitator (Panamanian white-faced capuchin)
Lineage: Eukaryota; Metazoa; Chordata; Mammalia; Primates; Cebidae
Gene: ARHGEF10L
Product: Rho guanine nucleotide exchange factor 10 like
Exons: 29
Coding region: 309-4148 (1279 amino acids)
Biological process (GO): actin cytoskeleton organization; positive regulation of stress fiber assembly; SREBP signaling pathway
Cellular component (GO): cytosol
Molecular function (GO): guanyl-nucleotide exchange factor activity; protein binding
Source: RefSeq, a predicted model, not a curated record
AGCUUUUCCUCGUGGACUGCCAGGGCCGCCUCCUGUCCUCCUCCCCACUGCCCUCACCUGCCCGGCAGGUCGGGCAAGUGAGUGACUCACACACCUGGGCCCUGUGUGGACCCAGCCCGGGAGCCAGCCUACUCACCCUCUGGGCUCCUGCCUGCCCUGCCAGCUACUUCAACCAACAGACAGGACCCUUCCCAGUCCAAAGGGGCUGCCCCUGCCACUUGUGCUCCCUUCCCGGAGGACUGCGAUUGGACUGCACAGGAUUCAGGCGUGCGGCUGGGACGGUGCUGCUCUGAGCUGGACCUUGUCUGAUGGCUUCCUCCAACUCUCCUCCACAGCCUGCCAUAGGAGAUCAGCUGGUUCCAGGAGCCCCAGGCCCCUCCUCCGAGGCAGAGGACGACCCAGGAGAUGCCUUUGAGUUUGACGAUAGUGAUGAUGAAGAGGACACGAGCACAGGCUUGGGCGUCCCCAGCCUUGCUCCCAAGAGGGACGCAGACCCCCCACUGAUACACUUUGACUCCAGCCCUGUCACUGACCCAGAUCCAGUGGCUGCGCCACCCAGCACAGAGGUGCCAGCCUGGGUGAGCAAUGGGGAUGCUGUGGACACAGCCUUCUCCGGGGCCCAGUGCUCCAGCUGGAAGCGGAAGAGUUCCCGUCGCAUUGACCGGUUCACUUUCCCUGCCCUGGAAGAAGAUGUGAUUUAUGACGACGUCCCCUGUGAGAGCCCAGAUGCCCAUCAGCCUGCAGGGGCAGAGAGGAGCCUGUUCUACGAGGAUGCGCACCGGACUGGGGCGCCUCGGCAGGCGGAGGACCUAGGCUGGAGCUCCAGUGAGUUCGAGAGCUACAGCGAGGACUCCGGGGAAGAGGCCAAGCCGGAGGUCGAGCCCGCCAAGCACCGAGUGUCCUUCCAGCCCAAGCUUUCUCCAGACCUGACUAGGCUAAAGGAGAGAUACGCCAGGACUAAGAGAGACAUCUUGGCUUUGAGAGUUGGGGGGAGAGACAUGCAGGAGCUGAAGCACAAGUACGAUUGUAAGAUGACCCAGCUCAUGAAGGCCGCCAAGAGCGGGACCAAGGAUGGGCUGGAGAAGACGCGGAUGGCCGUCAUGCGCAAAGUCUCCUUCCUGCACAGGAAGGACGUCCUCGGUGACUCGGAGGAGGAGGACAUGGGGCUCCUAGAGGUCAGCGUUUCGGACAUCAAGCCCCCAGCCCCAGAGCUGGGCCCCAUGCCAGACGGCCUGAGCCCUCAGCAGGUGGUCCGGAGGCAUAUCCUGGGCUCCAUCGUGCAGAGCGAAGGCAGCUACGUGGAGUCCCUGAAGCGGAUACUCCAGGACUACCGUAACCCCCUGAUGGAGAUGGAGCCCAAGGCGCUGAGCGCCCGAAAGUGCCAGGUGGUGUUCUUCCGUGUGAAGGAGAUCCUGCACUGCCACUCCAUGUUCCAGAUCGCUCUGUCCUCCCGUGUGGCUGAGUGGGAUUCCACCGAGAAGAUCGGGGACCUCUUUGUGGCCUCGUUCUCCAAGUCCAUGGUGCUAGAUGUGUACAGUGACUACGUGAACAACUUCACCAGCGCCAUGUCCAUCAUCAAGAAGGCCUGCCUCACCAAGCCUGCCUUCCUCGAGUUCCUCAAGCGACGGCAGGUGUGCAGCCCAGACCGUGUCACCCUCUACGGACUGAUGGUCAAGCCCAUCCAGAGGUUCCCACAGUUCAUCCUCCUGCUUCAGGACAUGCUGAAGAACACCCCCAGGGGCCACCCUGACAGGCUGUCACUCCAGCUGGCCCUCACGGAGCUGGAGACGCUGGCCGAGAAGCUGAACGAGCAGAAACGGCUGGCUGACCAGGUGGCCGAGAUCCAGCAGCUGACCAAGAGCGUCAGUGACCGCAGCAGCCUCAACAAGCUGUUGACCUCGGGCCAGCGGCAGCUGCUUCUGUGUGAGACGUUGACAGAGACCGUGUACGGUGACCGUGGGCAGCUGAUCAAGUCCAAGGAGCGUCGGGUCUUCCUGCUCAAUGACAUGCUUGUCUGCGCCAACAUCAACUUCAAGCCUGCCAACCACAGGGGCCAGCUGGAGAUCAGCAGCCUGGUGCCCCUGGGGCCCAAGUAUGUGGUGAAGUGGAACACGGCACUGCCUCAGGUGCAGGUGGUGGAGGUGGGCCAGGACGGUGGCACCUAUGACAAGGACAACGUGCUCAUCCAGCACGCAGGCGCCAAGAAGGCCCCCACCUCAGGGCAGGCCCACAAUAAAGUGUACCUCGGCCCCCCGCGCCUCUUCCAGGAGCUUCAGGACCUGCAGAAGGACCUGGCCGUGGUGGAGCAAAUCACGCUUCUCAUCAGCACACUGCAUGGCACCUACCAGAACCUGAACAUGACUGUGGCUCAAGACUGGUGCCUGGCCCUGCAGAGGCUGAUGCGGGUGAAGGAGGAAGAGAUCCAUUCGGCUAACAAGUGCCGCCUCAGGCUCCUGCUCCCUGGGAAACCCGACAAGUCUGGCCGCCCCAUCAGCUUCAUGGUGGUUUUCAUCACCCCCAACCCCCUGAGCAAGAUUUCCUGGGUCAACAGGUUACAUUUGGCCAAAAUUGGACUCCGGGAGGAGAACCAGCCAGGCUGGCUAUGCCCAGAUGAGGACAAGAAGAGCAAAGCCCCGUUCUGGUGCCCGAUCCUGGCCUGCUGCACCCCUGCCUUCUCCUCCCGGGCACUCAGCCUGCAGCUUGGGGGCCUGGUCCACAGUCCUGUCAACUGUCCCCUGCUGGGCUUCUCAGCAGUCAGCACCUCCCUUCCACAGGGCUACCUCUGGGUUGGGGGCAGACAGGAAGGCGCAGGGGGCCAGGUGGAAAUCUUCUCCCUGAACCGGCCCUCGCCCCGCACCGUCAAGUCCUUCCCACUGGCAUCCCCUGUGCUCUGCAUGGAGUACAUCCCAGAGCCGGAGGAGGAGGAGGCAGAGAGCAGAGAUGAGAGCCAGACAGCUGCUGACCCCUCGGCCACAGUGCACCCAACCAUCUGCCUUGGGCUCCAGGAUGGCAGCAUCCUGCUUUAUGGCAGUGUGGACACUGGUACCCAGUGCCUGGCGACCUGCAGGAGUCCAGGUCUGCAGCCCGUGCUCUGCCUGCGUCAUAGCCCCUUCCACCUGCUCGCUGGCCUGCAGGAUGGGACCCUCGCUGCCUACCCUCGGACCAGCGGAGGUGUCCUGUGGGACCUGGAAAGCCCUCCCGUGUGCCUGACUGUGGGGCCCGGGCCUAUCCGUACCCUGCUGAGCCUGGAGGAUGCUGUGUGGGCCAGCUGUGGGCCCCGGGUCACUGUCCUGGAAGCUACCACCCUGCAGCCUCAGCAAAGCUUCGAGGCCCACCAGGAUGAGGCAGUGAGCGUGACGCACAUGGUGAAGGCGGGCAGUGGCGUCUGGAUGGCCUUCUCCUCCGGCACCUCCAUCCGCCUCUUUCACACCGAGACCCUGGAGCAUCUGCAAGAGAUCAAUAUCGCCACCAGGACCACCUUCCUCCUGCCAGGCCAGAAGAACUUGUGUGUCACCAGCCUCCUGAUCUGCCAGGGUCUGCUCUGGGUGGGCACUGACCAGGGUGUCAUCGUCCUGCUGCCCGUGCCUCGGCUGGAAGGCAUCCCCAAGAUCACAGGGAAAGGCAUGGUCUCACUCAACGGGCACUGUGGGCCUGUGGCCUUCCUGGCUGUGGCUACCAGCAUCCUGGCCCCCGACAUCCUGCGGAGCGACCAGGAGGAGACUGAGGGGCCUCCAGCCGAGGAGGACAAGCCAGACGGUCAGGUGCACGAGCCCAUGCCUGACAGCCACAUGGGCCGAGAGCUGACCCGCAAGAAAGGCAUCCUCCUGCAGUACCGCCUGCGCUCCACCGCGCAUCUGCCCGGCCCGCUGCUCUCCAUGCGGGAGCCAGGGCCCGCCGAUGGUGCAGCCCUGGAACACAGUGAGGAGGACGGCUCCAUCUACGAGAUGGCUGAUGACCCUGACGUCUGGGUGCGUAGCCGGCCCUGUGCCCGUGACGCCCACCGCAAGGAGAUUUGCUCCAUGGCCAUCAUCUCCGGCGGGCAGGGCUACCGCAACUUUGGCAGCGUGCUGGGCAGCAGUGGGAGGCCGGCCCCGUGUGGGGAGACGGACAGCACCCUCCUCAUCUGGCAGGUGCCCUUGAUGCUAUAGCCCCUCCACUCUCGAGCAGAGGGCACAGCUGCAGGCCUGACUGAGGCCAUGCCCCGCUCUCAUGCUGUAGGGCCCUGCGCGGGACCUGCGACGGGCCUGGAUUCUCCAGAAACUACUUGGGCAGAGCAAAGGAAAACCUCUUCUUUUUAAGAAAAAAAUUUUUCAGAGUGUUUUGGGGAGGAGUUUUAGGGUUUGGGUAGUGGGAGGACACGUCUGGAGGAAAUGGCCUUCUUUUUAAAAGCAAAAAACACAAAACCUCACAACUGCCUGGCAAGCCCAGCACUGCUUGUUCAGGCCCUAGCGGGUCUCCAAGGCAGCCACGCGCCCCUCCUGGAAGGGUGUGUGCAUGUGAGUGUGUGCGAGUGUGUGGGCUGGUGUGUGAAUAUCUAUAAAUACGUAUAUAUGCUGUAUAUUAUAUGUGUAUAAAUAAAAUCUGUACAUAUUGGAGCUCUGGGAGAUGCUGGAAUAAAAGACAAGAGUUACAUCCGAACUUGGA